Molecule: messenger RNA, 1047 nt
Organism: Symbiodinium sp. CCMP2456
Lineage: Eukaryota; Dinophyceae; Suessiales; Symbiodiniaceae
Source: the annotation of a GenBank genome assembly
GAAGAGCACGAACAAGUCACCUGGCAAACUGUUCACACGUGGAUCAGCCGUGCCGGAUACGUGAAGGUUUUUUUCUUCUUUUUCCUCACCUUCGGCAGCAAGAUCAUGGAAAUCUCCCAGACCUUGAUCAUCGGCAGCUGGAUCAACGCCAAGGUGGCUGACGCCAACGCCAACGACGGCUUCUUCAUGUGGCUGCUGACCCUCUCCUGCGCCUUCUGCGCGUUCCUGGCCUUCUCCGUCACAGCGCAGGCGACGAACGCCUCCAACACUGCGUCCGCGUCUAUCUACUUGGACACCCUCGGGGCCCUGCUCCGAGCGCCGAUCGACCUCUUCUUUGACAAGCAGCCGGUUGGACGCCUGAUCAACCGGUUGACAGGCGAUGUUGGCACCAUCGACGUGCAAGUGCCUGGGAUUCUCACGAGCAUGUUCUGCACGGCUGCUUACAUCAUCGUGGCGCAGCUCUGGUCCUUCUCUGUGAUUCCUUGGCCUCUGAUUUUGGCGGCCAUGCCAUUCUACUGCAUCAUGGGGUACUUCUUCGGCCUCUACGCCAACACGGCAAUCUCCUUGGUGACCUACAGCAAGCACAUCCUUUCGAACCUGCAGGACAUCCAAGCCAUGGCCAUGGGCACGGCCGUGUCCAUCCGAGCCAACAACAUGGUCGAAAACUUCGUCGCCAGGUAUCAUCGUCAAGUUCACGCCGCAGUGAGGACCCGUACCCUCGUGAACGCCAUGAGCCGAGCCUGGGCACAGUCCAGGAUCUUUCUCACCUUUGGCACGCUGACGUGCCUCUUUGCCAUCGGUGGAAUGUGGACGGGCAUGCCCCUGGGAACCCUCGCAGCAAUCAUCACGCUGUCCUUCACCCAAAUGGUGGAGUUUGACAAUGUGUCCUUUGGCAUCACGACGCUGAUCUUUGUGAUGAAUUCGGUCCAGCGCAUUCUGAGCUACAGCGACGUGCCGCAGGAGGCUCCUCUGGACAUGGAUGAGGAUCCCGUGAUCUUCCGGCAAGUGCGGGUGGACCGAUCUCACUUGGGUCAGCUCACACAGAAG